GAUAGUUUAUGUCUGUAUCUUGGGAUUCUUUUAAGUCAGCACGUUCAAAAUGUGAUACAAACUAAUUACAUGUGUCUGCUAUUAAAUAGUGUAGCUGUUACGUCUGCAACCAAAACAGGAAAUGCAUGGUUUACUCUCAAACACAAGCAGUAAAAUGUUACAAUUUACCCCAUAGUCUGGGUUAGUUGAACCAUACCUUGGGGUGAAAUGUAACAUUAUAAAAUUAGGAUAAAAACAAAAACUUGAUAUUGCAACUUUCAUUCAAUAUUCAAAUGACUUUUUAAAAUAAUAUUUCAAUAUAAUAAUAUAUACUAUUUCGAACACCGCUAGAGUAUGUUUAAAGUGAAUCAGGUGGUUUGUACCUUGUUUUGCAGUCGCUAAUCACACUACAUUUCCCAUGGUGCUUAGGUCAGAAGAGGGGUUUGGCUUUUUGGGCGCGCGGUGCGAAGAAAACUAUUUGAAAGAAAAAAAAUGGCGGAUAAACAUUCAGAAGCUGGACAAGAAUGUUGCGGAAGUGUCGCCGUUGCUGAUAACGUUGACGUUAUCCAGAAUGAGGUCAACUUGGUGAAACGGAAAUCAAAAAUAUGCUCAUCUACAAGCCCCAGCACAGCUCCCCCAAACAAAUGUGUCCGCAAGGUUACCGACCUCCUAUCACCCACCACACAGACACCAGAUGCAGGGGAAGUACAGUCCGAGACAGACAAACUAGAAAUGCAGACAGAAAACACGGAGGGACCUUCAAGUCCCACUGCACGGAGGAAAUCCUGGAGGAGAGGCACCAUAACCCGACGCUCUCUCCGUGCACUUACCAACCCAUAUCAGGUUUUGUGCAGGAGCAUAAGUGCAUCCUUAUCACAGCAAAACAGGCUUGAGAAAUUGAUGGAGGCUUCAAUGAGGCUGGCAAUAGAAAGAGCUCACAAUUCGCUGCGGUCUGUGCCGGACACCUCACUGGAGUCUUUUCAAAAACAAGUUGAACACAUGCAGAAAGAGUGGGGUUAUCUGGCCAAAAGCAUACGUGAUGAACCAGGGUGUCAUCAACUCCCUGCUAGAGAAGCCAGUUCUAGUGACCCUGCAGUGCAAAAAGUCUGGAAAGCCAUCAAUAGGCUCCAGGCUGAAAGUGAAUCCUGGGAGGCACUGUUGAACAAACACAGGAGUAAAGCAGAGGAGUUGAAAAGGAAAUUGGAGCAGGGCCAGCAAGGAGGCGUAUCAUUAGACUCUACAUCUAUGGCCCAAUCCUCACAGUACCAUUUCAUACAGAGUAAACCCGACUACCGCGCUCUCUUCUGUAGACAACAGCCCAAGCUUCAUACUAUGGCAAUGAUCAUGGACACUCAGAGUAAGAUGGUUACAGAGCUUCUGUCCAUCAAGGAGCAGUCACAGAUAUUGGUGAAAGAGACCAGUGGCCGAUUGGUGGCAGAGGCAGGAUUCCAGGAUCUUUCACCUGGUGUCAUCAGGAACCUCAUGGCAGCACCAUUACCCUCAGCAACUACGUAGUCACAGGCAGGAGGCAAGCGCGAGCAAUCAAUCAUCUAAUGGACCAUGACUCUUUAUGACUUGUGUAUGAAGCUCAUAUAUGUGUACUUUCUGGUAAUUUUGCUGUUAUGUGAUUUCGGAACAAUUUCUUUGCUCUGUCUUUGUUGUCUUGUGUUACUGGAUAAAACCCUAAUUUUAUGGUU
Perca fluviatilis (European perch) is the source of this 1676-nucleotide messenger RNA. RefSeq lists its product as uncharacterized. The coding region runs from base 472 to 1494 and encodes 340 amino acids. NCBI's taxonomy places the organism in Eukaryota, Metazoa, Chordata, Actinopteri, Perciformes, Percidae. Gene Ontology annotation, biological process: mitotic sister chromatid segregation; cell division. Gene Ontology annotation, cellular component: MIS12/MIND type complex. The record is from RefSeq and is a predicted model, not a curated record. The transcript has 11 exons.